GGGGUAAGAUUACUUAAAACCGGGACUAGUAGCAUCGUUGUCAAGUCUUAGGAUGUAGAGUCUGAUAGUAGUUGUAGCGCCAGUUCAUUGCGCCGCUUUUCGUAGUUCCUCAGUGCCUAAAUGUUGCGUCUUUGUCUUAGUCUUUCGCGUUUGUUUUACAAAAACAGAAGCACAGAAUGAACUUGCGUAGCCCUGCGUGCGGGGAGACGGUGGGCGCGGCCUGUUUGCAAGGGAAUAGAAGGGCGGAGGCAAUGCGGGAAGCAGGACGCAGCCCGGAUUUUAUCAAAAAGGUACGGCCUAUGGCCUCGGGAACGCCAAACAAAUCCGCGCUCUUCUUCGUGAAACGCCCACCGCUUUCAGCGCGAUGGAU
Amoebophrya sp. A120 is the source of this 370-nucleotide messenger RNA. Lineage: Eukaryota; Dinophyceae; Syndiniales; Amoebophryaceae. The record is from the annotation of a GenBank genome assembly.